GAAUUCAUAAAUGCUGUCUAAAGUUCCGUUGAGAUGAAUUGAAAGAAAUUAAAGAGGACAGGUGACACACAGUUAUGUCCUAACACGCAUUCAACCGACACCUGCAACGCCUUAUUCCAUUCCUCCUCAAAUAUCCAUCCAAUCUCGCAAAGGGAUACCUACGACAAACAACAACAUUAGCAGAAUGGGAGAGAAUACGCGCAGAGCAGCCCUGGUUUGCAUAGUUUUCUCAUGCAUGGGAGUAUUGUGUGCAGGGGACUUGCAGGCGGACCAGAAGGAGUGUAGUGACCAGCUCAAGAGUCUGUCCUUUUGCUUUCCCUUCGUACAAGGAACUGUCAAAACCCCCUCCGCCGAUUGCUGCACAAAUCUGAAGAACGUCCGGGACACCGAACCGAAAUGCCUCUGUAUUUUGAUAAAGGACAGCACUACCCCUGCUCUCGGUGUUUCCAUCAACACCGCUCUUGCUCUGCAAAUGCCUGCCGCCUGUAAUGUCACCGCUUCCAUUUCCGACUGCCCUGCGCUUCUCAAUUUGUCGCCUUCUUCGCCGGACGCUAAGGUUUUUGAAAAUGCCAAUUCUUCUUCCCCUGCAUCGCCGUCCUCGUCUGGAUCAGAGUCGCCGUCGUCGUCCACGUCGAGCAGCGAUGUGAGCAAGAAUGUGAAGAUCUGCCCGGAAUUUGCCGUCAUUAAGGCCAUACUCUGCUCUCUAGUAAUUUUGGCUGCGUCACUGUAGUAGAUUCUCUGACUUCUUUGUUACGCAACGUUAAGGGAAUGAAUGCAGAGAGGUACAGCUAGGUCGUCUGUAAGGUUUUAUCAUUUUCUGAGGUUUUCCAGGCUUUAAAUAAGAGACAAAAUGUCCCUUCCAACUUUUUAAUAGACAUCAAACUUCUUGUCUGUUAACGGCAAUGGUGAUAUAUAUAGCUGUCAUUUAAAAAAUA
Messenger RNA from Cryptomeria japonica (Japanese cedar), 935 nucleotides. Its product is annotated as non-specific lipid transfer protein GPI-anchored 14. Lineage: Eukaryota; Viridiplantae; Streptophyta; Pinopsida; Cupressales; Cupressaceae. The coding region runs from base 185 to 730 and encodes 181 amino acids. The transcript has 3 exons. The record is from RefSeq and is a predicted model, not a curated record.